AUGAGAGAUGGUGAAAGCGAUAGAGAUAGCAAACAAGGUUUAGAGAGAGAAGUUGAGAGAUUGGCUCCUACCUUGGAGGAGGUUGAGAGGAUCAUAGGCCGGAAUUUGAAGGACCAUAACCCAUUCCCUAAGCUCGAUGAAGAUAUUCCUCCCAAGAGAAUAGCUUCAGCUUUGGGUCUGAAAGUUUCUGAAGUCGUGGAUAAUUGGGAUGUGAAAGGACCUUUCAGUGGUUUUUCUAGGAAGUUCUUGGAAGAUCAGGCCAAGAAGAUGGAAAAAGAAGGGAAUUGGGAAGCCUUUUAUGCUGUGUUAGCCGUGUUGAUAUAUGGGAUAGUCCUCUUCCCAAAUAUUGACCAUUUCGUGGACCACCUGGCGGUGAGAAUUUUCCUCUCUGGUAACCCUGUACCGUUCCUCUUGGCAGAUCUCUACUACACUCUCCAUGACCGUCAUGAGAGGAAGGGAGGAAUUGUCUUAUGUUGUGCGCAGUUGUUGCACGCCUGGUUUAGAUCCCACAUGCCCGAAGAAGGUCCUUUUGUCUCAAAGGAACUCAAGCCCUUCCAGAAGUUAGCUUCCCUCACUUCCAGUCAUGUUAAGUGGUAUAUCAGGGAUUGGGAAACCGAGAAUGUGAUUGUCAGCAUUGGAGACUUCCCCAAUGUGCCUUUGAUAGGAACCAAGGGUUGCAUCAACUAUAACCCCGUGCUAUCUCUGAGGCAGCAUGGGUACCCUAUGAAUGGCCCUCCAAAAGCUGAAGCUCUAGAGCCUUUCAUCUUACAUGGUAUUGAAGCGGAUCAUCCCAUGGUGAAAAAGAUCAAGAGGUCUUGGCAAGCAGUCAUCAGAAAGGGUAAGGAGUUGGGUAAGAGAAAUGUCAUUGCCCAAGAGCCUUACACUUGUUGGGUUAGAGAGAGGGUUCAGAUGAUUAAACUCCCUUAUCCAUUUGAUCCUUCCAUCUAUCCAGUGGUUCCUGAGCCAGAGCCCAUAUUACCUGAAGAUGUAGAGAAGCUCAAUGCCCGUAUCAAGGAGUUGGAGUUGGAAAAUGCUGAUUUGAGAAUCAGGCUUGGCCGAGUCUCGAUAGAGAAUGGGAACUUGAAAGACGAUCAACAAAAGAAGGACAAAGAGCUUGAAGUCUCCAACAAAAGAGCCAGAGAGUCUGAAGCGAGGAGAGAGAAGUUUGGACAAGCGCUCUUUAGCACCAAAUUUGUGUUCAAAUCAAAGGAAGAAGAGUUGGAUAGAGCUUUACUCCGGAUUCAAAAAUUCAACAAGACUUUGGAACUGACCCUUGAGAUGAAAAGAGAAGCACGACUAAUUUCCGAGAUUCGUACUCGUGAGCUGGAGAAUACCAUUCAGAAAUACAAGGAUACUCUGGAACGUGAGAAGCUGAAGACCGAAGAGUCAGAAAGAGUGUGCACACGAUUGAAACAUCAUUUGGAUCGAGCCGACGCUAGAAUCCUAUGGUGUUGCUAA
Lathyrus oleraceus (garden pea) is the source of this 1458-nucleotide messenger RNA. RefSeq lists its product as uncharacterized. The coding region runs from base 1 to 1458 and encodes 485 amino acids. The record is from RefSeq and is a predicted model, not a curated record. Lineage: Eukaryota; Viridiplantae; Streptophyta; Magnoliopsida; Fabales; Fabaceae. The transcript has 2 exons.